AUGGCCUGCAUCGGUGCUGAGAUUGCCCGCGUGGACGUCGACGCUCUGUUCGCGAGCUGCUGGGAGCAGAAUGACUCCCUCACUCGCCUCGUUUGCAGCAUGAUCGCAGCUCCAUGCCUGGCUGUCUCCAGUUGGAUCAGGCCGUGCGAGCAAGCAGCAGCGGAGGUGAAGUCGGUUCCUGCUCUUCCUGUUGUCACUCUUUUGGAAGAGGCUGCAUCAACAGAUGCAGAACUGGAAGCCGUGACUGUGGAAGCUUCAACUGUGACUGCUGCCGUUUUGACUGAAGCUGAGGAAGCUGAGGAGGCAGAGGAGGCUGAGGAAGCGGAGGGACCGAAGGAGCUGAAGAAGAAAGCCACUUCGUUCCUGGAGCUGCUUGCUCAAGAUGACUCAAUUCCGUCACGUACCUCCUCAGUUGACUCAGUUGCUAAGAUUACUGCCUCCUCAGCUAAGGUCGCGGCCUGGUUGGGUGUGAAAACCGGAUCAGAGGCGCAGCAGAGUGGGAAGGUGGAAGCAGAGGCGAGCAGCGGGUGGUGCAGCUUAAUUCGCAGUGAGAGCAGCUGCAGCAGCCGCAGUGCUUGUCUCAUCCACCUCACCUCGGACUCCUCCUACUCCUCCUUCUCCUCCGCUCACAGCCUCUGCAGCAGCCCCACUGGCUUGACGGCGGAGGUUGCUGGUGUGAAGAGGGGGAUUGGCCAAGGCGAUUCUAGCAUUAAGAAGGGACGCUCUCUGUUCACUGCUGAUCAUUUCGGUUUGAAGCCCACUGGCUUCAAUGAGCUCUUGGCAGCUGAGGAAAACUCACUGAAGAGAAGGGUCGGUGAAGGCCUUAGCAGCAGUGGAAAUGGAUGGAGCAUGGAGGUGAAGGGGUUUGGGAAGGCGGAGGAGGGAUGGUUUGUCUCGAACCAGUUGUUUGGGUGUGAUGAUGGGGAGGAAGAGGAGGAAGAGGAUGGCAGUAGCAAGCAAAGUUUCAGGACCCUUGGGACUAGAACAAUGUGCUACAUGAAUCAGCUGUAUAUGGAUGAGGAAGAGGAGGAGGAGAGGGAGGCGCUUGCAGCGUCAGGCAUCUCCCUUGGCAUCGGCAGGUUUGGAGCCAGGCGGAGGAUAACCGGCUCUAGCAGCCGGGUCACUCUCAGGAGAAUCAGUGGUGCCCUGAGGCAGUACUAG
This is a messenger RNA of Closterium sp. Yama58-4, 1161 nucleotides long. The record is from the annotation of a GenBank genome assembly. NCBI's taxonomy places the organism in Eukaryota, Viridiplantae, Streptophyta, Zygnematophyceae, Desmidiales, Closteriaceae.